AUGCUGAGCUCAGUGUGCGUCUCCUCUUUCCGCGGGCGCAAGUCUGGGAACAAGCCGCCGUCCAAGUCAUGUUUGAAAGGGGAGAUGGGCCGGAACGAAGACAACGACAAGAUAGUCAUCAACGUGGGCGGCAUCCGGCAUGAGACGUACCGCAGCACCCUCAAGACCCUGCCGGGCACGCGGCUGUCGUGGCUCACCGAGCCCGACGCCUGCAGCAACUUCGACUACGACCCCAAGGCCGACGAGUUCUUCUUCGACCGGCACCCGCAGGUCUUCGCCUACGUGCUCAACUACUACCGCACGGGGAAGCUGCACUGCCCGGCCGACGUGUGCGGGCCCCUCUUCGAGGAGGAGCUGGCCUUCUGGGGCAUCGACGAGACCGACGUGGAAGCCUGCUGCUGGAUGAACUACCGGCAGCACCGCGACGCCGAGGAGGCCCUCGACAGCUUCGAGACGCCCGAGAGCCAGGACGAUGAGGAGAGCGGAGACCUCAAGCGCCACUGCCUGCAGGAGGACGGGCGCAAGCUGGGCCGGUGGGCCGCCAUGCAGCCCAAGGUGUGGGCGCUCUUCGAGGACCCCUACUCCUCCAGGAUGGCCAGGGUGAGUAGCGCGGGGCUGGGGGCUUGGGGCACCCACCCGCUCACCUAGAUGCUUCCUCGGGCUCACCUGAUGUGGGCAGCAUGGAGGAGCAGGAUAGAGAUACCUAUGGCUGCUGCUGCUGCUGCUAUUGCUGUUAGCAUCGUGACUACUAGCAUUGAGGCUCUUGUCCCCACUAGUGGCACAGGGGAAGGCAAGCAGGGGAGCGGGGAGGCAGGGUCCCUGCCCCCAGGAACUUACAGAUCUAAAUGUUGACAAGAGGAGUCAGGGGAGAGUAGCAGAAUAGGGGCAAGCAUGGUUAAGGCUGGCAGAAGUUAAUCCCACUCUGUUCAUUGGGGUUUAUUGCCAAGGAAGUGCAGAAAGGUUUGAGGGCAGCCUUGGUUUGUGUAGGGGAGAGGAGAGGCGAGCAUCCUAGCUUUUCUCUCCCUCCCUUACACUGAGUCAGGUCCCAGGUGCAUUUAGCCCAGAAUGACUACUCCGACAGGGGAUGGCUUUGCAAGGUCUCAGGCAGGGUUUUCCUCAGUCCUGCUACUUUUCACUUGGAGAGGGAAAAAUUAAAGCUGGGACCGUCUGAGUCCAAAGCAUGAGCUCUGCCUCCCUGAACUGAGUUCGUUCUCCCAGUCUCUGGUUAUGGCUGGAGGUGGGACAGAGUAAGCAGGAGAAAUUUCUCUUUAAAUGUUCUUUUGCUUGUUUCGCAAUUGUCCCUUGGCUCUGUUCAACAGCAGGCCUUCUAGCCUUCUUCUUUGCUGUAAACCCUGACAACUUCCCAAAGAAACCUUCCCCCCCCCCCGAUAUUGUACUUUUAAGAGAAAGGGGUGCAAGGGGCAGGUGGAAAAGGUGAGAUGUAAAUAGUCAAGAGUGGAGGUGCAGGCUAAUGUUGGAGGUGCAGUUGAGAUGUGCAAGACUUGUCCCGAGCGAAAUGGGCAAUGGCACAAUGCGCAGACUAACGCAGAGGGACUGGUGUGCAAGGGUCCAUGUGCAAUGCUUGGUAAGCAUGGAUGGAUGUGGAAAUGUGGCGGGGGGGGGGAGAGAGAAGGAUGUGUGAGUGGCACUAGGUGCUGGAGGUGAAGGCAGAUUAUGCAGUAGAAAAGAUGAGGUUGCCAGUCUGAGUGUGCAAACAGAACAGACUGAGAAAUGGAGAUGUUCUGCAGGCAGGGAUGUUUUUCAGGAGCUGAUGGCACCAGUCACAUCUUAGGCACACACAAGCGAUGUGCACCGUGCACUGAAGUGCCCUGUAGAGAGAACAUAUAAUAAGUCAGAUGCUGCAAACAGACAUCUAGAAGAAGGAAUGGUUGGCUGGGAGAAUACAGAAUGUGGAACGGAGAAUGGUGCAGGUUUCAGAGGUGUGCAAGGGCACUGGAAGAGGUGCACUCAGCCAUGUUGAGGCAUGAAAAAUGUUGCAGAAAAUAGGAGAGGUUAAUGUGCAGGCUAAGAGGGGGUGACUGAAUGAGCCUGAAUGAUAGAGAGGGGCAGUGAUUCCGGUUCAGGGAAAGCGUACAAGAGACCCAAGUGUGAGAAAUGGAACUCUAAGGAGAAAGGAGCAUGAGGAAAGGAAGGGGGAUCAUGCAAGGAAUGCUGCUGGUGGCAGUGAAAACGGGGUGCAAGAAAAAAAAGUUGAGCUCAAGAGUUGAGCACCACGGGACACGAGCGUGCGAAUGAGUGUAGUAGUGUGUAGCAGCAGGAGGAUCCAGACACGCAUGCGCUGGGCUUAUGACUUGCUUAUCGGUGUCAGGGUGAAUGCCUUGAUCUCCAGCAGGAGGUGCUGCUAAAACAGCUCCAAGUCCUUUCUUCACUGUCCCCCAAAAUAAGGUCCCCUGUCCUCCUCCUCUCUGGUCUCCCCCAUCCCCUCCACACACAGUUUAUCUCAGGUCUCACUUGCGCCCUUCCUGAAUUUUGGAAUCCUCUGGUCUCACUGCAGUUUUGCGUAGUCCCCCCGCCCCCACUGCAUGCCCCACUGCCAAAUCUAGGGAUCUUACAUUUUCUCUCCAUUCAGCCCAAAUCGACAUCAUCUAUCCAGGGAGAAACUCCAGAUCUCCUCCCCCAAUCUUCAGCAAUGCAGUUCUGAAUUGGCUCCCCCCCCCCCUUCCCAGUGUGCUUGAAUAAUGCUGCUCAAAACUGCCCCCUUCCCAGACACUGCAGUUUAGAAUCCCCCAUCCUGCACUGCACCCCCAAAUAUCGCUCCCCUUACUGCAUCCCCCCCGUUCUUUUUCCCUUUUCUUUUUUUAGCCUAUGCAGCUAAAGCCUUUCCUGUAUAACUUCUUUUUGCAGAGCAGCUGAAGGGGGGGGGGUAAUGAAAGACUGCUGCUUGUUCUCUCUCUCCUUUACCUCUAGGACAAUAUUAGUGCUUUGCUAUCUCUAGAACUGCAGAGCCAGCGGGUUGAGAGGGGGGGGAGGGGGCACCGCAGUGCAGUGUGGAAGCCCCAGAGUUUGCAGUGCAAAGCCGGCAUUCUGCAAUCCAUUUCCCCUCCCCUCGCCCCAGGCAGCUGUUCUCAAGGGUGCAAGGCCUGUCCGGUCCCUUUAUUCAGCCCCCCCUUCCUCCCCCAUGCAGUUGGGAAUGCAGCCAGAAAAAGUUACAGCAGGGAGGAAGAGAGGGCAGGAGUGUUGGGGAGCCGGGAAAGGAGGGGGUUUGCUGGCAGUGGGAGCCAAGAAACCAACGGGACUAUGAGGCAAUGCUGCAUUCAGGUGGACAUCACGUCAGGGAUUCCAUAAACAGAGGAGCUGGUUGAGAACCGAAGCCAGCAUCUCCCCACUACCAGCCGAUAUAACGGUGGCUCCCCACUUAAUGCAUUUACAGAAAUGGCAUAUGUGUGCUAUAACUACAGUAGCGCCCCCCCCCCCCGCAACCUUCUCUCUUUGGGCAUUUGUGCAUGAAUAAGAGAAAGACGCAAAUCAGUACUGAAGUUUGCAAAGUUGGGGGGGGGGGAGUUGAGGUUCGUGCCCCAAGCACAGUGUUUGAAUUACCUGCUUAUGAAAAAGGAUGCGAAGAGAUUGGCCCCCAUCCACCACUAUCCUCGCCAUUCAGGCAGGCAGAAGGAAAGAAUAUGGACUGGGGAAGAGGAAAUAGAAAACCAUAUUGGUGGACAGCAUAGUGAAUAGAUUGAUGGGUCAAAAUGCACUUCUGAAUAAUGCUUCUCCAAUACGCAAAGACACAUUUCCUUCGUUUUCGUUCACUCUGCACACACCAGCAUGCAUAUUUUAUAGUGAUGCAUAGGCAGGCUGGGGCUACAAAAUCUGUACCAGAGCAUAUUUGUUAGCUGCAUCUAAGUCCCUACAUAUCAGAGAGGGGUAAAGUAUGUGCGUUGAGAGAACAAAUAGACAAUGAUUGAAUAAAGACAGACAUGGAGAUCCUCUUCUUCCUCUCCUUCCCAGAUCUUUUCACACCACAAUCGUUCUUUUUAAGUUUGGCUUUUCUCUAUCAGUUUGCACCUUCUUUUAAACUGGACUGCGUCCCAGCGUUGAUCCUGGAAGCACUUCAAGUCCCUUCAUGGUAUAUAGACAAGGAAAAAGUUCCAAAGGGGCAGCUGCAUUAAUGUGGUGCACCAAAUAUAAACCAAGAGGCAACCUUAAAAGUUUUGUCACAGGCUCAACGGCAGUUCCUUGAGUAAUUAUGUAUAAUCAUGUAUAUAUUCUCAUUUGUGUGGGUAGAGAAACACAUUAUAUAACAUAAUUUGAUUAAACCCAAUGUAAUUCCGAGCGUGUUUGCUUGGAAGUUCAGUGGGACUUUGCAGCUAGCAAAUGUGCUCAGGGUUGCAGUCUCAAAUUGUCAUUUGUAGUGUACAAAUGGCGUUUACUCAUAAAUUAAAGACAAAGUGCAGGUAUGUGUACAUAUGCCUGUAUGCAAAUGGAAAGCAUAAAUAUAUGUGCUCACGACUGAUAUUUCCCUUUACAUUUCUCCCAACACUACUAUUUUGUACUUUAACCACGUUUGAAGUAUGGCAUGAGAGUUUAUUUCUUCAUUAGCUGUGUGGACAGCAAACUCAUACGUAUACUCACAGCUACAUAACAAUUAGGGGGAAUAUCACAGGCAAAGCAGCUUCAUCUUUGUAAUAAGGUUCCUGUAUAUUAUAUUAUAUUUUAUAUUAUAUUAUAUUAUAAUAUGAUAUAUUUUUAGGUAUACAUGCACGAGGGAACAAAGUAUGGCCACGUAACUCAGACAAGCCUGUUUUCAGUACACAAAGGGUUAUAUGGAAUAAAUGGGGAAUGUGUUCUUUCAGGGAGCAUGUUUAAAAUGAUGAAAAUCAGAUAAGUAUCAUUUACCACUGCAUGCAUUUUUAACGCCCAGAUCCUUGUUCAGGGCAAAUCUGCACUUUUUAAUCAAAUUGGGAACUAGGAACCCAGACUUCAGCAUCAUAUAAAAUGGAUGAUUUUUUUCUUUUCCUGCCAGCCUUGCAAGGGAAGUUCUGAGUUAAAACCCAAUAUACCCUUCUCUGUAAUCAGCUAUAAAGUUGAACCUUGGACCAAAAAAGGUUGAUGCAUCCAAAGUAUUUGUGUCUGUCCAGCAGACUGAGAGCCAGUACCAGCUUCUGCGCUAAGGGAAUUUAUUUUUAACCAAGUUCACCUCUGCCUCUCCAUCCCAUCCUCACCUGUGAUGUGCAAACAUUGCUUUUAUUCUUGAGGCUGAAAGAGAAGGCAAAGUCUUUUUGUCCUAUAGGAGGCACUAGAGAGACAGUGCCAACACUGCAACAGAGCCGAGUCUUUCUUUUAUCCUUUUAGCAAACUCUGCACAAAUUUCCGUGUCCCUUUGCUGGAGAUCCUUGCUGUGCCCCCUUCCCUUUCAUAUUAAUUCUCUGGCUUUCGUCUUCCCUGCAUGAUUAGCAAGCCAGUGCAGAAAUUCUGGUUCAGCUUCUUAGGGAAUUCAAAGGAGAGUAGAUAUGUGGGGGAAGGGAGGGGGGAGAGAGGAUUUUUUUUUUAAAAAAAAGGCUUUUAAUGACUCUUGUGAAUAAUGACUGCAGAAAGGGAACAGAUUCCAGAUGCUGGCAAGAGCCAGCUACAAAGGGUGGCUUCUCUUAUUUAUUACAAUGUGGGGCUCAAGCAUCUCAAUUUUCUAGUCUCCCCUUGUGCUAGUUUAAACACCUCCUCACUCAGAGAGUUCUGGCAUUCAGCAGCCCAAUUCAAAUUUGCCAGCCUCCAUUCUUGUCCCAAAGGCUACAGAAGUUCUGGUCCUGAACACCAUUUUAACCCACCAGCCCAUCUCCUUCUCCAAUGAAUCUAGGAGACCUAGUUGCCAGCUCUCACUGUUUUAACCUCCUAGACUCAACACUCCUCUAAUUCAACUACCCCUAUCCCAGUAUAUCCACUCCCCUGAUUUAAAAAACCAGCAGUUCUAGAGCAGUUCUCAUAUUUCCCCCUGCAAAUCCAACUUCUUUCAUGGCAAUUGGGGAAUUGUCAUUGCCAUUGUCCCUCCUCAUUUCACGCUCCUGGAGCCUUAUCUGCUACCUACUUGGUGACCCAGUAAAUCUCCCCUUGUAUUCCCUAGAGUCACUCUUUGUCCCCCAAAUCAAGAGUCCUGCCAUGUAAUUCUGCCUCUGCUCUUAAACCACUAAACUCAGUGGGUCAAAAUUUCAGAUAUCCAGUUAACUGAAUACGGAUUCAUAGUGCAGGUUAGAGCGGUAGGUACUCUUAAAGCCUUCUGUCCACUCAAUUUCCUUCCAAGACCAAGAUGAUCCUGGCUUUGCACGUACAUACAUACGCACGCACACAUCCCAACUCAGUAAUUCCAGUCUUUCCACAGAAGCUCUUGCAUAUUCUUUCAAACAUGCAUUCUCACACUCUAUCACUUUUGAUCCUGUGUGACCUCAGUGGUGCCAUCUGUGCCCCACUCAGAAUGAAAGGAAGCCCUCUUCCUGCCCCGCCAAUGCAGCAGGACUGGCUUACUGCAUUUCAAAGUAAGUGAAGAUAUAUACAUUGCCAUCUAAACAGGGACCCCAUGUGGGACCGCACUGUCCACAAUCUUAACUUACUUCACUGCACCGCCGUGUGGCUUUGCUCAAUAACUCAGCAAUUCGAGCAUCCCAUUCCUUCCCUACUUUCUGUCAAUCUGUAGACUCACCCCCUGUUUUCAGUUCACAGAGCCCAAACAUCUUUACUGUCCGUUUGGUCCUCUCUCCUCACUAUCUGACCCCUCUACAUACCCUUCACAGAAACCCCUGGAAUUUCAGAAACCCCUCUUGCCAAAUCACACUUUACUCCUUUUCAUCAACUUUUCCUCUGAAAAUCAUGGGUGCCUGGGGGUCCCUGAGCAAUCCUUUACCCACAGCUCUCCACAGGAAGCAAAUCCCACCCCCACUCCCCCUCCAGUAUUGUGGAAAGAUGCCCACUUUUACCCCAGGCGCUGAAGGACUAUUGCGGUUUAAUCCAUUCCCUCCCCUUCAUUCCUUGCCGCUCUCCAUGGUACUGAACUGCAGUGUUACAUCCAGUAAUAGCGGUAGCAAAGGGAGAGAAUUCACACACACACACACAGAGAGAGAGAGAGAGAGAGAGAGAGAGAGAGAGAGAGAGAGAGAGAGAGAGCUUUCUCCCUGCCUGUAAGAAUUGUUGAUAGAGGUUAUUCUAUGAUGCUAUGUAUAGAGAGAGGAAGAAAAUGAUAGAACUGGAGAGAAAAUUAAUGAAUUAGUACACUGUGUCAGGUGGGGGGCGGAGUUGACAUACAUAAUGUCCAGUUCAGCCAUUAAUACUCUGAAGAAAGGGCCAAAGAACUGCAGCCUCGGGUGCCCCCCCUUUUUUUUUUUAAAAAAAAGGCUGGCAUUGAGGUGUGUGCAUUUGAGAGCAAGGUCGUUUGAGCAUCUUUACUUUGUUGCAUAAUAGUUUAAUGUGACACAGAUUUCACAUGAGGGGGUGAGGGAGCUGAAAGAUGGGGUGAGAAAGGAUGGCAGCCAAGGCCAUGUAUAUAUCGGGAAGUCUGCCUUGCUUUCUGAGCUCCUGGGCCCCUUAUUGUGCCCAGGCAGAAGGAUGUAUGUGUGGUAGACUUUGGAAAGAGCAGCAAGACCAUAAUAUGGGAAUAGUGAGGAGACUGGAGAAGGGAGAGGCUGUCUUAGCCUUCUCCACAAAAAUGCUGACUUCUGUUCAAUAAAUACUCCAGGACCCCAGACCUGAAACCGGUCUGCUAAAUUCCCUCGUCCUCCGCUGCCUCUCCAGUGGCCUUUACGCCCCUCCCCAUUUUUCUCCCCUUCCAGAAGGGAGCUAAAUCACAGCUUGUUUUCUACCUCUGGCCUGAAAUCAACCUUAAGUCUUUCCCCUCUCAACACUCCUUCCUCAGUUUUUUCUCCAUCCUUCAGCCUCUGACCCCUGCCCAUAAACCCAUGCCUUCCCCCCUCUCCUUUUUGCUGAUAAUGUAUCUGCUAACCUUCACCUCACAGAUUUUUCUCAGCACCUUUUUCUUUACCUCACAGUUCUUUCUUGACCUCCAUUCCCCAGUUUUCUUCUUAUCAUGCUCCCUGCAUUAAGCCGAACUUUGUUCCAAAACACCUUCUCCAAACCAUUCCGCUCACUGUGUUCUCACUGCCAGCCCGCUCUGCUGCUCCCCACUUGUGAGACACUUGCAGCAGUCAUCACCUUACUCUAGAGCUUCCUCGAUGAGGGGGGAAAGAAUGAAAUGCAUAACUCCGAUGAAGCGGACUCUCUAGUCCAGAAAACCUUACGCCAUGGAAAAAAAGAAGUGUUGAUUUUUCAGGGGCCACACGAUGCAGCAACAGACUGACAUGGCCAGCCCCGUGAAACAUGAAAACAAGAAGCACUCCAAAAUAAUUUCAAAAUCCACAUUAGGGCAAUACCUUUAUUAGGUCAACCAAAAUAUUACAAACCGCAUGCAAGCUUUCUCCAGAACCUUUCCUUUUCAUGUGUCUCCAAAGUAAGUGAUCUGAUGAGGGUUGCAGCAUAAGGCCCCUUCUGCACCCUUCAUAUGCAUGCCGUUGUUUGAAGUUCAACUUAUCUCUAAAACUACCCAUAUCUGCUAUAUCGGCUUAUUGUGCCUACCUCCACUUUCAAAUAUCUUUGCUGGAAACAGAUCUGACACCAGUUAUCCUCAGGACGUCAUUGCAGCCUGAAUCACAGUCCUCUGCAAUGACCUAACUUGUUACAAUGCCCCUUUAUAUAACUUCCAUCCAUACAAUAUUAAGUUAAUACUAUUAACCAUUCCGUGUGUGUGUGUGUGUGUGUGUGUGUGCGCGCGUGUGUGUGUGUGUGUGUGUGUGCAAGAGGCAGGGAGGGGUUACUUGCUCUUCUUUGACAUCUUUCAUCAUACCGUACUUGCCCAUCUCAAGGGUCUAAAAUAAGCUUCCUGCCACUUCCCUCCACAAAUCUCACUCUGUGCCCCCGAGUACCCAGGAGUCUUGUGCUUCCAAAGCCCACCCUGUUCUAAACCUCAACCAAUACUUCUAUUGCUAUUCCCAGAGGUCCCAGACAUCCCGUCUGCUCCAGACCAUGACAGACUCUCCUCCUCCGGGAACCCAGCUGUUCUAGAUCCACGGCAGCCCUUGCUUUAUACCAGGAGUAGCUACCGUGGUGUGCUCCACCUGAUUUGGACCACAGCUCCCAACAGCCUCAGCCAGCAUGGCCAAUGGUCAGGGAUGAUGCAUGUUGUAGUAAAAAAAAACCCACACAUUUGGAGUGCAUCACAUUGGUUACCCUGCUUUAACUCAAUAAACCCCAUGCUUCUCCCCGAAUAGCUAGCAUUCUCCUUGAAUAAGUAGCUCUUCCCUUCCCUGCCCACCUCUGGCAAUCCUUUCCCCUUCUGAAUGCAGAAGUCCUGCACCAAAGGACAGCUCUCUUGCAAGUUCCACAUUCAUGGGUAACUUUGGCUUUGCAAGGAGUAGAAAGACCAGUGAGAGCUGACUUUCUCUUCUGCUGCUCAGAAGAAGAGGUGGGUUGCUGAUGUGGUGCAGUUAAGUAACUUUGGACUUAGGGGGAGAGUCCUCUUAAGGUGGCAAUGUGUAUGACUUCACCUACUUCCAAAUUUAGUCAGCCGGCUGUGCUGUGUCUGAGUCCCUGCUACUCAUUCUGCUGAGUGGGCCCCUGGACUUCUGCCCCAAAGUCCAGCCACUGAAGGUGCCUUGCAUAAUGUCCAGGGAACACCUCGUAACAUUUGCUGGAUUUGUGAUAAUAAUUUGCCCCCAUCAGAUGUCCAGUUUGUAGAGCAGAAGCUUUGAACAGCCAAGGGGGAGAGCCAAAGUCAUCUCAGGGUAACGGUGGCGGCCAAACCAUGACUCUUCCAGGGACCAGAAUAACAUGUCCUCCGUUUUCUUUUUCUUGACUUUGUGCCCACCACCAAGCACACACACACACACACACUUUUCCUUUACUUCUCACCCCUACUGGAUUCCCCAUCUGCUACUUCAAUAUGCUCCCUCAUUCAUUUCAGGCAAAAGGGGCUAUUUCUGUGCUGACGGAAGGACAGCUGGAUCCCAACCCAAAGGGGUGGGGGCAGGAUUGGGUUUGACAGGGUGGUGGAUAGACAAAACCUCUAUCUUUUCAAACAGGGUCCUAACAGGUUGGAUGGAGAACUGGAGACUUAGGAUUUGGGGGCUAUUUGGAAGAAGAGAAGCUCAGAAGGUGGUAGUAAGGUCUUCUCUUCCUGGCGUUUCCAUUAAUUCUCUGUGUCUGACCUUGCAUCAGUCCGUCCCGCACCAGAAAAAUAAAUUUAAAAAUGGUCCAGAAUCAGAUAUAUGAAUAAUAUUUCUUCUCUCUCCCAUGUAUUCUGCCCUGAACUCCAUUUGCUGACACACACCAUCUUUCCCAGGAGGUAUAAUUCAUUAUUUCUACCAAAAUGAAUUGGGACUCCCAGAGCUGCUAAAAGGGGGACCCAUAUAGCUGUCUUCCUCAUUAGUUUGUGUGUGUGUGUGUUUUGGAGAUAAUGGCUGUAAAAUGGUGCAUGUGUGGGGAGGAGGAGGGUGUACAGAGAAGAAGGCAUCACCAACCCAAUAUAUCCAGCAGCUGGGAAUAUUAUAUGAGAGAACAACUCAAGACUCUGGAAGUGAGUCACCAAUGCUAGAUGGUCCCCAGGAACAUUGCUUUCCUUUGGGAUCUCAAAAGGCCUCCCUCCCUUCCCUCCCCACCUUGGAGAAAAAUGAUAGACCUAAAACACACACACAAAAAUCAAGAUCAGAGCAUCAGUUCCAUCUAUCCUCUAUACUUUCUGUUUAUUCAUCUAUCCAAUCACUGCUUUCUCUUUCUCUUCUCCUCCCUCCUCCCAUGCCUUGUCCUAUGCUUCCUGGAUCCCUUGGCUUGCCCAUUCUUCUCCUCCUCCUUUCUCUCUCUCUCUCUCUCUCUCUCCCCCCCCCCCCCCACUUCCUGGGCACCGCACUGCGCUUCAAAAGAGAUUCUAGGGUUUGUGUGCAGAAACUGCUGACGGGACGGGAAUUCUGUGCAGUGCAGAGAUCCAGCGAGUGGAAGAGAAAGCAGAGAGAUUGCUUUGCAGAAGGAGAUGGGGAUAUGGUGUGUGUGUGUGCAUGCACACACACUCACACACAUCCAUAGUUAAAUGUGUUAGUGUGGAGUGUGUGUACACAUAUGUGUGAGCAAGAAAGUGUUCCUGCAUUGCACAAGGCUAUAUGAUCUCUGUGUUGGGACAUGCAUGCUAAGUGUGUGCAUAAAGAUACAUGGGGCUAUCUGUAUCUGUGUACAGCAUGCCCAACUGCAUGUACAUGCAUGGAAGUAUGUGGGUAUGUAUGGGUGCAAGAAGUGUUGCCUGGGAAAGUCAUGUUCCAUGCAAGUGUAGAAGCAUGUUUGGAUGUGCUCAAAUUGAACAGUCAUUUGCUAUGUGCAUAAUAACAAAAGAUCGUGUGUGUGUGUGUGUGUGUGUGUGCGCACGCGCAGAUCAGGGCUACCUCUAUAAAGAUCUACAUAUUUAUGAAAAGUAUAUAUAACAUGAUCUAUAGAAUAUAUGCCUACGUAAAUCUGCACACAAUGUAUACUGAAUGACUUGUGUGCCUAUUUGUGCGUAUUUAUGUUUGAAUGUGCACACAUGCUGAGUUUUGGUUGCAGAUUAGUCUGCAACUAAACCAGCUUAAAUCUAAUUGAAAUCAGUAGAUACGGCAUAAGCUCAUUAAGCAAUGAGCUUGUUUAGGUGGACUUGCAUGGUGGUAUGUGUACAACCGCAGAUGCAUAUGCAUCCCUGAUUGUGUGUUCAGGAAGGGAUAGGAGUGCAGUGAAAGGAAUGCAUGAGGGUGUGUUACUUUGUGUGCAAACGCACAUUAGGGUCUGUGUAUCUACAGGCCUGCAAAAGAGCACAGCACUGAGUGUGCUCAGUUGGACUGCCUGCGGUUGGGAGAAAAUGGAUGGAAGUUGUGUGUGUGUACAUAUGUGCAAGGCAUGUAUAUGUGUGCAGGGUGAACACGCAAAGGAAUGCCAGGUACAAAAGGGCAGGUAGCUUCUUGUAUACACGUGAGGAACAGCUCUUUGCUGUGUGCAUUGACACAAGGUCUAUGGGAGAGCAUGUGUAGGUCAGUGUAGGUGCACAGAUGUUGCCCAGUUGUGGAGGAAUGGCUGAGCAAAUGGAGGGGCAGACAUGCAUGCCCUUAUGUAAGGAAUCUCUCUGAGGACAGCAGUUGGGUUGUGCUUCCAGUGACAAAGCAUUUUGUGGUAAUGUGGCAACUGUGUGUGUGUGUGUACCCAAUGGGAAAUGUGAAUGAAUUACAGAAUUUUCUGUGGUAAGUCUAUGUGCAGGAAAGCACAUGACUGCUUGCAUCAUUGCUUCCCUUCAUGGGUUUUAGCAAGGCACCGGAGUGGGGGAACGGUGUAACAGAAGGUGUCUGGGUGCUGAGCAUCCGGCACAAUCCUGAAGCCUCAGCAGAAACCUCCUAGCGCUCUUUAUUCAUUAAUCAGAAUGCAGAUGUUAAGACUGUUUAAAAGCUCCCUGGUGGGAAUAUUGCAUGAAAUAAGUAAAAAAACCCAAAAAAACGAACAAACGGGAGGAGGAAGAAGGGGAAAGGGUUUCCCCUCCCCUUCUCGCAUCAAAGUUUUGCUGUGAAAAUUGGAAAGAGAAUGGCAAUCAAGCCCCCUACUCAGUCCCAAAGUUUCGGAGACACUUACAGACAGGGUUAUUUUUUUCUUUUCUUUUUCUCAUCUAUAAUUUUUCAUCUGUAAAAAAAUAAUAAUGAUGAUCUGCCCUAAUAGGGCUGUGAGAGGCUCAAGGGUAACACCAGGGAAGCGGAACGUGGUGCCCUCCACAUUUCGUUAAUUCCCAUCUUCCAUCAGUUCCAGCCAGAAUAGACGGGGAUCAGGAAUGGUGGGAGUCGGAGUCCGAAAAGCAUGUGGGAAGGCCACACAUUUCCCAUCCCUGCCUUAUCUUCAGCAAAGGCAACUCAAAUCUUACCCUGAGGAAAAACAGUUUUUGCAGCCUACGUACUUCAUGCAAAUCAGGGAAUAACUGCAGUCAUAAGGUCCACAGAGUUGCUUUCUUAAAAUUGAGGAUGAGAAUCUUAGGGUAUUGAAUGACCACUAUGCCGGUUUUCAAAUCCUGUGCUUCUAAGGUACAACUGCAGUCAUAUGGAAUAUUUAUUUGAUUGCAAUAAUAUGUUAUUUUUUUCCUCCAAGGAGCACAGGGAAGCAUGCAUGCACCUCACCACCACAAACUAUGUAUUCUCGCAGGGAACCUAUGAAAUAGAUUAGGCUGAGAGGUAACAAUGGACCCAAAGUCACCCAGUGGGUUUCUUGGCUGAGGAGGGAUUUGAAUCCAGGUCCCCCUUUAUUUCAAGUCCAAACUUUGGCCUUAUGCCACAUUGAGAAUGUAUAUGUGCCACACUGUGAUGUAUCCUUGCAUACAGACCCAAUUAAGAGUUACGGUAAUAGCAGUAGCAAUUUUAUAUAUAAAAUCUCAUUGGCCGAGAGAGCCAGUGUGGAACAGUGGAUUGCGUGAUUAGGGAGACCUGGGUUCAAAUUCCUGCUCAACCAUGAAUUUCAGUAGGCCAUCUUGCUACCUAAUCUACCAUACAGGGUUGUUGUGGAUAAAGCAUGAAGGAAGAGAAAGAGAUGUGUCGCCCUAAGCCCUUUGGAAGAAGAACAGGAUAAAAAUGUAAUAAGCAGCUGCUCCUGAAGAACAGUAAUAGAUGCGGGUGGUGCUGUGGGUAAAACCUCAGUGCCUAGGACUUGCUGAUCGUAAGGUCGGCGGUUCGAAUCCCCGCGGCGGGGUGAGCUCCCGUCGUUCGGUCCCAGCUCCUGCCCACCUAGCAGUUCGAAAGCACCCCUAAGUGCAAGUAGAUAAAUAGGUACCGCUUUAUAGCGGGAAGGUAAACGGCGGGUGCUGGCUCACCAGUGCAGCUUUGUCACGCUGGCCACGUGACCCGGAAGUGUUCUCGGAUGGCGCCGGCUUCCGGCCUCUUGAGUGAGAUGAGCGCACAACCCUAGAGUCGGUCACGACUGGCCCGUACGGGCAGGGGUACCUUUACCUUUAAGACAGCGUCAGCUCUCAAGAUGUUUCUGGACUUCAGCUCCCGUCAUCCCUGAUUAUUGGCCAAUGGUGGCUGAAGCUGAUGGUCGCCAGAAGUCACAGCAAAACCUGUAGUGCCAGGUUUCCCCACUCCUGAUUUAAAAGGUGGUUAGACAAAUUCAUGGAGGAUAAGGCUAGCAAUGCCUACUAGUAAUGAUAGGCCAGUGGAACUUCCAUUGAGUAUGCCACUGAACAUCAGGUGCUGGGGAGCUCAUGGUGUUGUGUUCAUAAAGGACAGCCCAUACUUCAGUGGUGGAGCUAUGGCAAAAGUCCCAGGUUCAGUCAAAUUGACAAAUGUCUCAGCUGGCAGGUGCUGGGAAAGAGUUUCUGCCUGAGACCUUGGAGGGCCACGGACAGUAAGGGCAGUCAGUAAUGGACUAAAGAUCAAUAGCCCUGACGGACCUGGUGUAAGUUACCUUUAUAGGCUGCAGAAAUGUAAGUCGAUAAUUGUUUAUCAUUUAUGAUUUGUCACUUUCCCUACUCUAACUGUCUUAAGCCUAUUCUACUCAUACAGUACAAUGAGGUGCUAGAAAGGACUGCAAGGGGUGUGGGGGAUGGAAUACUAUUUUUAAAUGCUCCAGUUUCGGGCCCCCCCCUUUAAAAAAACCAAAACCUUCUUGCAAGCAGGCAACUAGAUCAUCAGAAGCUGGACUACUUUUCUGCUUGCAAGGAUUAAAACAAACAAACAAGGGGAACAUCUAAAAAUGUGACCGUAAUCUCUCACACUAGUGAAAUCCAGUCCAGCCUACAACCCCCAAGUCUUAGCUUUGCCUGCAUGCCUUUCCACUUGUUGGCAUAGAGAAUAAGAAAAGAAAAGGGGAUAUCUGCCUUCUGCCAGGAGCAUACUCUGUUUUCGUUUGCCAUGUGGGUGGGUAGGGAUGGAUGCUUAAGCACAAAUGGGUUCCUUUGGUAGGGGUUGCUGUUCCUUCUCUGUCUAGUCUUUUCCAAGAAUGCAUGAGCACUAAUGGCUUUCUUCCCCAUCCUCCCCUGUUACACUCCCUCUUUCCCCAUGCCCUGCCUCUCUCUCCAGUAUGUGGCCUUUGCCUCGCUCUUCUUCAUCCUCAUCUCCAUCACCACCUUCUGCCUGGAGACCCACGAGGCUUUCAACCACAUCACAAACAAGACAGAGGUCAUACAGUCAGAGAAUGGCACCACCGUAAAGGUGGACUUUGAGAUGGAGACAGAGCCAUUCCUCACCUACGUGGAAGGGAUGUGUGUCAUCUGGUUUACCUUUGAGUUCCUCAUGCGUGUCAUCUUUUGCCCAGACAAGCUGGAGUUCAUCAAGAGCACCCUCAACAUCAUCGACUUUGUGGCCAUCCUGCCCUUCUACCUGGAAGUGGGCCUCAGUGGCCUCUCGUCCAAAGCGGCCAAGGACGUGCUGGGCUUCCUGAGGGUGGUAAGAUUUGUCCGGAUCCUAAGGAUCUUCAAGCUGACAAGGCAUUUCGUAGGGCUGAGAGUCCUAGGCCACACAUUGAGAGCCAGUACCAAUGAGUUCUUGCUCCUCAUCAUCUUCCUGGCCCUGGGGGUCUUGAUCUUUGCCACCAUGAUCUACUAUGCCGAAAGGAUCGGGGCUGACCCAGACGACAUCACAGGCAGCAAGCACACCACCUUCAAGAACAUCCCCAUUGGGUUCUGGUGGGCGGUGGUCACCAUGACGACUUUGGGCUACGGUGACAUGUACCCCGAGACCUGGUCAGGCAUGUUGGUGGGAGCACUGUGCGCCUUGGCUGGUGUGCUGACCAUUGCCAUGCCCGUGCCCGUCAUCGUCAACAACUUUGGCAUGUAUUAUUCGCUGGCCAUGGCCAAGCAGAAACUACCAAAGAAAAAGAACAAGCACAUCCCACGAGCCCCCCAGCCUGGGUCGCCCAACUACUGCAAACCGGACAUGCAGUCCCCACAUCGCAGCAACCAGGGCGACUCAUGCCCCCUUGCUCAAGAGGAGAUCAUCGAGAUCAACAGGGCAGGUAAGGUGGGGGUGGGAAACACCCUGAGGGCAGAAAUGGCUAAAAAUGCAAACUAUUUGCAUAAACAGUCUCCUAAUCUGGCAGCUUUGAAAUUUUCUUCCGUUUGGGUUCCUCUUUCCACACUGAGUUACAUACUGAGGAACUGCUGUUAGGAGGUUGCCCCAGAGCCUAUGCACACUGAAGAGGAUUCUUGGGCAUCUUAGAGAGUGCGCUCUCAUUGUUCCCCUCCAUGUGAAACUGAGAGUUACCCUUAGAAUGCAUCCUGUACACCUCUUUGCACUGCAGAGGAAGGUUGGUAGUAAUGGGCAAGCUGUCCUUCAGGAAAGUUUGUCCAUAGCUCAUUUGCUAAUUAUUAUUUUUUCAAAAAAAUAAGCUGUUCUGCUGUAAGCCACUUGUGUAAAAAAGGACAAACAAAUUCAAGUAAUAAAUAAAAUAAUAAUAAAAUGAAUAAAAUACUUCCAGGCCUCCCUUCCAGGUCUUGCUGAACCUCAAUUUGCUUGCUCUAUGCAUCCCACAGCUGUCUCCAUACGGUAGGUUAGGAUUCCAGCACCCUCCCUGAGAUCAGAAGAUCAAGGAUGGUGUGAGUCAUCUACUCCAACCCCCUGCAAUGCAGGAAUCUUUUGCCCAAUGUGGGGCUUGAACCUCAACCCUGAGUCUCAUGCUCUACUGAGUCAUGUUAGUAGAGUUUUGUCAGUGCCAUCAGUAAACUCUCUUUGAGGUUAAACCCUAAUGAAUCCCAGACAUGUAAGAAGAGCCCUGCUGGAUCAAACCAAAAUCCAUCUAGUACAGAAUCCUGUUUCCCAGAGUGGUCAGCCAGAUGGCUUCAGGAGGCUAUAACCAGGACAUACAGGCAAGAGACUUCCCCCAGUUUAACCUCCUCCACAACACAGUGUGUGGUAUCCAAUGGGAUACUGCAUCUGAACACAGCACUUUUAAAUUCUUCUGUCAUUGCCAAUAGGCCAUUGAUAGAAACAUCCUCCUCCAUGAAUUUGUCCUAUCGUCUUUUAAAGCCAUCAAAGCCAGAGGCCAUCAGCACAUCUUGUGGCAGCAUAUUUCAUAAAGUGAUCUUACAUUUUGUAAAUAAACAGUUUGCUUUCUCUGUCCCUGAAUCAACUGCUAAUCGAUUUCAGGUCUCGGUCUCUCUCUCUUACACACACACACACACACACACACCGCUCAAGUUCUAGUAAAAUGGGAGAAGGAGAAACGAAAUCUCUGUAGAUAAUUUCACCACAUUAUUCUGUGGAACAUAGUUUGAAAACUGCUAUUCUAAUCCAACCUGAACCUUGGAAUAAUUCUUCAACCAACUCAUCCCUGCUGCUUCUGACAGCAGCUAAUACAAUCAGUAGCAUGGGAAACAGCAAUUUUAAAUUCAAAUAAUAGUCUCCUAGAAACGUGGAGGAUAUUAUUGUGUAACAUUCUUUUCCUUGUCUGAUGCUUUGCUGCAUCGGGUGCUUCUCCCUCCAUGCCUUACAGUCUCUAUAGCACAGUUUCUGCCCUUGUGAGAGAUGUAAUAUAAGAGAAAGGCUAGAGGAAAGUGAAGCACGUUCCCUCUAAACAAGCUGGUUGACUGUUACCUGGUAUAGUUUCAGUGGAGUCAGUUUAUACAUUGCUCUGCCAGCCAUUCCAGUGUACAACAAUCAAGAGCAGACAGCUUGUGCCAUAUACACAUGUGUGUGAACCAGCACUGUGAUUCCAGUUUAUGAUGUGCACCGCUCAAGUGCCACACAUAUGCAGAAACCUAAACUCAGUGAGGAAUUCAGCAUCCAGGGACUCUGCUUUAUUUCUCUAAGCAGGUUUCCAGCCCUUAACAAUUACAGAGAGAUGCGAAAAAAACGCUUUGAAAUUUCAGAAGUCUUUCCAGCAUCCCAAAGAGGGGUCCUGUGCUCCCUUUCUUGCUCUUUGCCCUUCCCAAUAAGCAGAAGAGGAAGCAGAGUAAAUUUCAUUAAACAGAAUAGAUAAGGAAAGAUCUAUAGCUCGUACUUUGUUGAUGAUAUGAAAAAAGAGUACAGACUAAACACAGCUCUACUGUUACUUAUUCAUAAAUAAUAUUAAACCCACCUUAUCUAAUGAACCCAGUACUGCUGCUUAUGACUGAUACAGAUCUCACAGUUAAAAUAAUAAGCUACAGUAUUCCCCCCCCCUUUAUGACGAACCUUUAGGGUAGGAGUUUCCUUUUCCCAUUUUACACAUAGCUGAGCCUAAGCCAUAGCAGCUUGCCCAAGGCCACACAAAUCUGUGAGAAGGACAGAAUCACAGGGCUCCUAGAAUCAAAACCAGUUAUUGAUUCACUGGCUCAAAAUCCAGCUGCCAGUGUCUUAAAAUUGUAUCUCAUCCCCCCUCCCAUUGAUUGGCCAAAGUUCACUGGUGUGACUGUGGAUGAGCAGACUCCCUUGGCCAUUAGAUAUGGGGGGAAAGCCAGAAAUGUGAGUCAAUACAUUUUGUAGCUAAAAUAUUUUGCAAUCUGAACAAGCGGUCUUUCUAGUGGGUUGUAUCCCAUUGGUCAGAUCUGUCAGUCUUCCAAGCUGCCACUCUUAUAAUGGCACCAAAAUCGGCUGUCCUGAGACCGCCACCUCUCUUUACCUCAUAGUAUGCCUGUGUCAGAAAUGAGCCAAGAUUACACCACAUCACCUGAUAUAAAAAGCAGGAGGAGAGUUAGUAGGGCCAAGUUUUGACUGGAGAUGAGGAAGCUCCCACUGGAUUGAUAUAAUGGAUCUUGGACAGGAGAUAGGUUAUAUUAAGAGGCAGAGUUUUACUAAGGCAAAGGCUGUAAUGUUGGCAAAUGAAACUCUUUCUCCUAACUGUCUUCCUCUCUUUGCUUUGUAUACAGCCCUGCACUUUACCUUUUGAUAUAAGGGAGGUAGUAAGCUAACAAUAUUACAGAGGCAAGGAAUGCUCCACGGGUAUUUUUAGGAGACCUGGGCUCAAAUCUUUGCUUAGCGUCGAAGUCACCAAGGGGAUGGGGCCAAGUCAUUAAGUUUCUGUCUCAGUUCUUCUAACUGUCAAAUGAGAAUACCAAUUGAAAUGAGGAUUUUAAGUGCUAUGUUGCGAUUAUCUGGAUAGUGCGGUGGUUUUCAAACUCUCUUCACAGAAACAUGGGCAUUCCUCAGAAGCUUAUUGGUAAGAAGCUUUGAAAACUUGUCCACCGUUAGCAGUCCUCCUCUGCAGUGUGCGGCUGAAGGAGAGUUUGUGUGUGUUUUGACUGGUUCUCUAGGCAUUGAUGAGGUCAGGCAUUUUGCAGAGACCUCAGGGCUCAUUUCAUUUAUUUAUUUCAUUUACUGUAUAUCCCACCUUUUUCCAUUAUGAAACCCAAGGCAGCAUCCAUGGCGUGCCCAGGUGGAUUUCCCAGCAGACCUUGCUCUAUUGAGACCCUGAGCUGGUUUAAAUAAUCAUUUCCUCUCCUUAUUUGCUCUGUGAGGGCAAUAGGGGCCUCUUAACAACUCUUAGUACCCUUAACAAAUUAAAGCCCCCAGGAUUCUUUGGAGGAAACCAUGACUGUUUAAAAUGGUUACGAUACUUCUUUAAAUGUAUACUGCAGAUGAGGCCUCAGUUGACCCCCUCACUUAACAGCAUUUUGCUGUAUAACAAAAACCUUUUUGGUUUUUUAUAUUGGUAUUUAUUUAUUUAUUGCUUUCCAAUGCUUUUGUUUUAUCAGCUACACCUGUCUUAUUUUAUUAUCUCUGGUUGUAUAUAUUUGACUGUAUCCAGUGCUCAGAGUACACCCUCUGCAAUUAAUGACCAUUUCUUACUUAGGUCCAUCCAUUUCAAUAGGUCUGCUUUGAGUAUUGGAUACAACCUACUGUAUUUCCUAGAACAUUAAUAUUUUAUAGUGGAUUUCAAUUGUUGUUAGCCGUCCUAAGUAGUAUGUAAGUGCUAGAAGGGCAAGAUCUAAAUGUUCAAGGCAAAUCACAACCCUUGUAGCUUUCUGAAAAGCUAAGGGUGCCAUCCCAAAAGCAAAGGAGAGAAGCCCCCUCCUUCUGUAAUCUAAGCACCACAGGGCCUGAAUACUAGCAAAGGUACCACUUCGCUUUUCUUGGAGCACCCAAGACCAGAGACUACACAAUAACAUUCUCAAAUCACCUCUUCCAGAUUAAGGGGGACCAACUAAGGGUGCCUUGUGCAAACUCCCCCCAGAAUCCUGAAGCUGGAACUGCAUCCUAAAGUGCAUUCUCAGUUCAUCUGGAGCAAUGCCAAAUCCCUGCAAGGGUAACCAGCAUCCUUCACAAACCAUGCAUGCCCCCUAGAAUGCAUCCCAGAAUCCUUUGCAAUGCAGAGGGGUUUGGCAGCAGACCAACGGAUGCUGCUGCCAGGGUUCUCUGGGGUCAGCAAGUUUGAAAGCGAGUGGCCUUAAUCUCUCUUUCUUCAUCCAGUUUCCUCCCUUGGGUUUUUAGCUGCUGAUUCUUUGUUGUGGUGCAAAAGCUGCUUCUCCCUUUGCAUGAAAAGACCUGAUCUAGCUGUUUUUCAGGGUAAGGAUGUCUAGGGUAGCCCAUCUCUGGCUGUGGAUUAACUUUGUCCUUCCAAAAUGACUCAUAUGCCUACAUCGAAGGGCCUGUUUUGGCAACUUAAGCCACAUUUGAUCAAGAAUUAUUAUUUUUUUCUUCUACGGAGGGAUGGGGGUGGAGAGGAGGAGGAGGAGGCAAGCUUGGCAGCUAUGCUAGGAUUUAGAUGAUUUAGAAGUACUGGAACAUUUCAUUUUGAUUUACAUAUAAAAUUGAUCCACUAGCCGUUUAUCGGAAAAGGCACUGAGAAUCAGGACUGAAGGGCGUUUGCCAAUACAUACGUCGCCCUCCUAUUUCCUCUCCUCUUUGAGCAGAGUAGAGCAUCUGUGAAGAUUCCCUGGCAUUGCUUGCUCUUACAGAGUUAAGGAGGUGACUCUUGCCUGCAUUUCUGCAUGUGGAAAGAGCAUCCCAAAUACCCAAGAUACACUAGGGCUCAAGUAGCAGAUGGGUCCUCCUAUGAGCUGGCAAGGACAAUCAAGUUGUUGGCAGGGAAUCCCACAAGGGAGACAGUCAUGCACAUCCCCAGCAAAGGCUGAGAGCCAGGAUGACUGGGUUCCCUAGGAAUCAGUGGGUCCAUCUAUGAAGAUUUCUGGGCUCUUUCAGAGGGGGGGAUGAAGAAUGUAGGAGCAAGACCUCUUGAGAUCUUUUAGAAUGACUGAGACUAGGAAAGUGCUUGUGGCAGGAAAAGAUAGGGAAGGCUAAUACCUUUGAGCAGAGAAGGCUUGAAAAGGCAGGAUGCCUAGUUGACAGCAGAUAGUCAGAAUUCAUAAGGGGUGCGGCUGAGGAAUGGGAAUGCAGACAGGCGAGAAUUGGACUACAGUCUGAAAAGUAUAUCACAGUGAAAGCAGCUGACCACUACCCCUUACUGCGCAUGCACACACACACACACAAGUUCUCCUGCUCUUUGGUGGCCAUUCACCCAGCAAAUCUUCAAAGACAGGCAACAAGGCAGAGGUGGGGGAAGGUUGCAUGCUGUAGGGUCCCCAGGGCUCACGGCCAGUUCCUGCCAUCCUCUCCCAAGCGCUCCAGUUGCCCUGGGCCAGAAAGGCCAUUUGCAGCAAGUGCAGUGGAGGAGCAAGGAUUCACUUAAUUGGACAGGAUCUUGGCUAUGCAUCAAACAUGGCAGAGGGAGAAAAGGGGGAGGCCCAGGGGGAUGUGGUUGCUAGAACAUCUCCUAAUGCUAUCAGGGAGACACAUCAGCCUCUGUCUCACUGCAUCCCGCCCCCCAUCACCCAGUGCACCGUUUUAUAUCUCCGCUCCUUGGUAGGAACUUCACAUUUCCCACCUCAGUUCCUCACAUCCAAGUGUAAGUGCCUUUCUGUCCCCAUGGCAACAACUUCCCCGCAACUUCAUCAACUAGGUUUAUGCCCUCACUUCCGUACACCACGCUGGUAAGGGUCUUCCCUCCUGCUGUUCCACCAGUCAUAUUUCCACAACACUGCCCUUCCCAGGGCUGGUCAAAUACAUUUUUCUACCUGAGGCAAAGGGCAAGAUGGUGUCCCACCCAAAUUGCAUAUUCGGAAGCAAUUCGGAAGUGGGCCGGCAGCUGAAACUUGCUUCAACACUGAUGAGGGCAGCCUAGUGGGUGCAUGACAGGUAAUGUGGCAGACACAUACCUAUUUUAGAGUAGAGGAAAACAACCAAAGGGUUCAGGAAGAACAGAUGGGGGGCUGGUUCCACAGCAUCUGCUGGGGUGAUUUUGAUCUCUGGGCUAGGAAAAGCUUCUUAGGUAUUUUCUGUAUAUAAACAAUAGCCCUACCAUGAGGCAGUGGUGGACCUUAAGAAGGGUAGUGUGUCUUGAUAUAGGGUAUGCUCUUCAGGUGCCAAAUUGUCCAACCAGCCCCAGUUCUGUUUGUCAGGCUGCUUUCAAAGGCACAGGAGGAGAGCCAAUAAAAAAAAAUCUGGCAAUCCCUCGGAUAGGUUUUCUGUGAAGUAGGCAAUCCAUUUGAUUUAUUUUAAAGCAAAGAAGAGAAGUAUGCUUCAGUUUGGAAAAGGGAGUUCAUAAAUCUUUUAUAAAAAAAAAGAUGGGAAGGUUCAGGAAGUGGCUGAGCCAUGUGGAGAGGUCUGCUAAUUUUGUUCAUUGCACUGGCCACUUUUUAUUUUUAUUAUAUUAUUUCAGCAUUUAUACCCCACUGUCUAUUACAGUCAUACCCAAAGUGGCUUACAAAAGAAAAUGUAAUGCUACUUAUUUCAUUUGGGCCUAGUUAGACCACAUUUAGAGUACUUAGUUUAGCUCUGGGCACAAGAGUUUAAUAAAGAAGGAUGUUGACAACAGAUUCUGAGGAGAGCUAGAAAGACGCGAAAGGGUCGAGAAGACAAAUCAUGCCAGGAAAGGCUAAAGGAACUGAGUAUGUUUAGCCUAGAGCUGUGGUUUUCAAACUGUUCCUAGAAAUCUUUUGCGACAUGCGGGGAUUCCAUGGAGAUGUGCAACAUUUACUCAGCCAACAAAUCAGUGUGGAAAAAGUCCCUGAGGGCAGCAAUAUGAAAUUCACUAACCUAGGGGGAAAGAUCGGGGGGAGAAGAGUAUAUGCAACAAUUGCCAAGUAUUAAAAAAUGUCAGAAAGAGCAGGAGCAGUUGUUCAUCCUAUUUGCUAGAAAAGAGGCUAAGAAGCAAUGGGAUUAAAUUUAGGAGCUUAUCAGAUGACUGGGUUUGGGGUGGAUGAACCGUGUUCAAUACACAUGCAGGUGUUGAUUAUUAGUGGCACAGAAUUCUUUCAGAAAUCUUUAAAAAAACCAAAAAACAUUAUUUGUUUCAGCACAUGAUUUUGCCAGCACUCAAACACCAUUAUUGUGAUAUUGGGAACAUGUGAUUUUUCCGUCUACAGUGUGUGAAAUUUGAUUGUGCAGUGUAAUAGGAACCUGAUGGAUAAGUUUGCCUGUGACAUCACUGAAAGACAAAACACCUUCAAUAGUUUCCCAUGACCUUUCUGAAAUUUUGUUUUUAAUGUCAUUUUUUUGAAAUUAAAGGCUGCACCAUGCCAGCAAGGGAGUGUUUCAGUCCUUUAUUUUGUAUGCAGUAAAGCUCCCUCCUGUCUGCAAUAUUGUUCCACAAUUUCAUGGAGCCUUUCUCUCUCAGAAAAACUGUUCUCUGCAGGAGUGACCCUGUCCCCCUUUCUAGAAUAAUUGCCUCACAAGAUAAGAUAUAAUUAUCUAUGUUAACCUACAAUAACGUCACCAAUUCUACUGAUCAAAUAAUAGGCGUCGUUAUCAGAGGGGGAGAACUCCCCUUCUCAAAGUUGUUUGAUCAAAACUGAGAGGCUUGAUAUGGAUCAUUAUCUUAAAUGAGGACAACAAAGAUGCUUUUAUUAAGGGAUAGCAGCUCUUGAUAUUCACAUAUCAAAAGGCCAUCACAAAAUGGAUAUUAUUUCAGACUAUUGCACCUCUAGGAAUGAAAACCUAAAAAACCCCUCCAAACCCAAAUGUUCUUUAUCUGUACAUUUUUACUUGGUAGCCACAACAAGUGUAUGAGCUACUUACUAUGUUUUCUGUUUGAUUAAUGAACUGUGCUAAAAAUAAAUAAUGCCAUUUUGUAGCUGCCUUCUUUCAGAACACUUCUGCACUACGCAUUUAUUUAAUCUAUGAUUUUCUUCACAGAACCUGAGAAAUGUUUUGUAAGAGGUUCCUAGUUCUUCCACAUAACACAACUCCCAAGUUUCCCUUAAGGAGGGAAUCACUAUUCCUAUCACAAGCGACACUCCACAUAUUACAAGAAUCCUCAUAAUCACAUGUUAACAGAGACAACAGUUUCUUCUUUUUACCCAUUUGCUUGAGCAAAUCUUAAUGUGAGUACAAAAGGGUAGCGAAAUAGGUAAUCAAUUUACAUCAACUGAACUUGAAUGUGGCCCAAAUAUAAUAAUAGAAAGUGGAGGAAAGUCCAAAGUUCAUUUUCUCAGAAAGGUUUAGCUGACCCGAAGUUUUCAAAACAGUUUAAAUCUAGCAAGAUUUUUUGAAAAUUUAUUUCUACACUUUGGACAUUGAUCAUCAUUUAUAUAUUUUAAGGCAAUUAUGCAAAGCAUCAACUUGCUCAAUUCAGUAAUGUACAUCUGAUUUGCAGAGUACGCACUUUAAAAACUUACAGCAACAUUCAUUACGAUAAAAAUGGUGUAAAGAAUUGCUGCUAGAAGAAAAUUGAUUUGAUUACAGACAAGCAAAUUUGUGUUUGCCUAAGAAUUUGCUCCACCCACCCACACUCCCAAAAAAUAUUUGUUGUAUCUCAGGAUGGGAAAGGUAGCUAGGUGGUUGUUUUGUUUUUUGUCUGUUUUUUGAGCUGGGAAUUCUGGGGAAGGCGCAAAGGUACUAUUGAGAAGCCAGGAGUCUGAGGUUUCUUCUUACUUGUGCGUCACUUCUCUUUUUUCCAAUCUCACCCCUUUCCCUUAUCCGUUCACAGAUUCCAAGCAGAAUGGUGAUGCAGCAAAUGCAGCAUUGGCUAAUGAGGACUGCCCCACCAUAGACCAGGCCCUGUCACCUGAGGAGAAGUCACCUGUCACACCUGGCGGUCGGGAACGCUACAACCGUGACCGAGCCUGCUUUCUCCUCUCCACAGGUGACUUUGGUCAGUCACCUGAUGGGAACAUCCGAAAAGGUACAUACAUGUGCAUACUUUUUGCCCUGUCUCUUUCGCAAGAGCAUCUAAACAAGUAGUCCAAGUACGACAUCUCCCUUUCCCACAUCACCACCACCUCCAUAACCCUUGUCAUAGCAAAACCUCAAAUUGCCACAUUUCUGAGGUAAUAAAAGGCAACUGCUAAUGUGUACUUUGUUUAAAUAUAACCCUGUCAUGAGGGUUAAAAGGUCAUGACAAAUUAAAAUGAGGCAGAUGAUGCCCUAGCAACUGGAAGGCCUCAACUUGCCCAUCUUUGCUACCAUAGCAACAGCAUCCAUCGUUCCAAGAACAGCGCCCUCUAGUGCUUCUUUUCAAUUGGCAACCAGCCAGCACAAUUGAUCUUAAGCAAUUUGGGUUCAAAUUGGGGAGGGAGAAGUAGGUCCUCCCCUUCCAGCAUUCCCAGUUGCUUCCUGUGAUUUUCAUGACCUCCGAGAUUACCAGCUCAGCCCUGUGUUAUGUUCCCUGCACACACACCCAGCUCCAUUAUCACAUCCACUCAACAAAUAGAUGCUUUUUUGGUCAGCCCUUGCUUUGUGUCAGUCCCCCAUCUCCUUCCAUGUUUUCUCCCUUACUUGUAUCAUUCUGUCCCACAGUGACUGUAGGUGCUCUUCACAUUCCUGAAGCUACUAUUUUGAAGGAAACAACAGCAGCAAAGAGUAGACUACCUUAUUCUCAGUGACUAGUUGUGAUGAAAAUCCUACCAGUAUUCUCCCUCCUACCCACCCUUGCCCUGCUGUUGUUGUCCUUUGAAUAGGGAAAAAAAACAGACUUUAACCCAACUGACCUGGUUUUAAAUCCUUACUUAAACAUGGACCCCAUAAACACCACUCCCCAUCUAUAAAAUGGAAAUAGUAAUAAUAAGCUACCUUUCAGGAGCGCAGUCAAGAAAGAUUAUGUUUGCUGUGAGCCUUAGGUAGGAUGUAAACCUAAGUGAAUAAUGAGUCAAAUAUAAAUAAGCUGGGGGGUGUUUUCCAUUCAUUCAUUUUGGGGCCAUUUCUUGUUUUAAAGCUGCCUGUGCAAACUCUCGAAGUUCAAAAUGUGGUUUGACAAUUCUGGGCAAUAGUAGUUUCAUGAGAAAUUGCCACCAAUGCAAUUAGUGCUUCCACCACCACUCCUCAAUUUCUCUUAAAGUGAUCUCAAAUCUCCAAACUAUUUCAGGACUCAGGUGAAGCUAAAGAGAGGUUUGUUGGGGGACCAGCUUCAGAAUACGAAACUAUGCAUUUAGAGCUCGAUGGAAAAUGUUUAUGUCCCUAUAGAACCCAACCUAGAAUUUCAGUCUCUCUGCUGAAAAAACACAAAUUAUGUACUUUAAAUAGGAUCAUUUAAAAUUUCAAAUAUUGUGAAAGUUGGCUAUAAUUGGAUAAGGAAGCCAAUGCAAGGGGGAGUCUGUACAGGAUACAGGGAUGAGGAACAUGGAUAGGAUGUGGAUAGGAUUUCUUCCCUUGUCUGUUGACCUGCCCCCAUUAGGCUUUGAGAGUUUGUCCUUCUGCACUUUUUUUCCAGAAAGAGGCUUAGGAACUUGUAUUUUUUUACAAAAAGGAGGCUGAAAGGAGGUCAAUUUCAGAUUUCUGAAAAGUGGUCAGUUUAAUAGGUUCUUAUAGUUAUUUAUACAUAUUAGGAUUCCCCCCUUUUUUAAAAAACAACAACCUUUAAAACCACAUUUCAGUCAUCUGCAUAGACAGAAAAGCUAGUUAGAGCAGGGCAGUUAGCUAUUAACAUUGGAAGGCAUCAUUACAAUUUAGAAUUGACAGUUUAAACACUGGACUGCUGUCACUGAUCAAUCUGAUUUCAGUACUGCUGGAAAACCUAAAUUAGGCGAGAGCCAAUCUUAGUUUUGCCCAUCUCACUGUGGAAAGGUAUGGGAGGACAUUGCCCCUCUGGAGAGGAAUCAGCAGCAACGUGUGUUGAGUGUUUUAUAACUGCUGGUCUAGCAUCUGUCAGAAGCUGAUCUUAGCAGCAGGCAGCCUCUCGAACAGGGACAAGGUUGUGCCUGUCACAGCAGGGGAACAGGAGGAGGCAGCAAAUGAAAGCUGACGAGGUAUUUACUUCCACCGAGGGAGAGAACACGACAGAUGUUCGAGGUGUUACACAGCAGGGAGAAUCGGCAAGAAGCAGGCAAGGAGCAACUACAGAGAGCUCAAGGGAGCAGCGACUUGUCGGCUUGCCACUUGUCAUUAGGUCCAAAUCUUGACAAUUAUCUUUCUGGUCCACAGCUUUUGAGACAUAAAAUAGGUUUUGGUAUAGGUAUGAUAUUUUACUGGGAAGACUUCAUUUGGCAUAACAGCAUGCAGACCUUUGAAUUGCACAGAAUUCUUCAUCAAGCAGAAUUAAGGUUAUCACUUGGUUGAAGAAAUUGUAGUCUAUCAACCAAGUGAGUUUUAAUUAGUCAGCUUGGCAUAUGAUGACUAAAACAAUAGCUUUGAAGAAAGGAAGUGUACUUCCUUUAGGUUUUGGUGGUGCAUGUAUAUGUUACAGCAGGCACUGGCGAAUGGCUUUUCUCAGAUGGUGUUGGUUGUGCACCAUUUCAAAUUAUUAUUAUUUUAAGAAAAGAGUUGUCUUACUAACUGGCGGUGUCUUUUUAAUCAACUAAAAAGGUUUUUAAUUACUUAACCAGUUAAUCAAUUUGCGGUUUCAGUCUUGGGCAGUCAGUGUCAGGAAAAGGAAGCAAAGGGACAACAGGUGCACAACAGAGUUCUUCUUGUCUUACAAGUCACAUGGCUCAUAUAAAUUGAUGCAACAGUCAGUUUCCAGCAAAGGGCAGAGUCUCCCAGCUUUCCUGACUAGCAAAACAAGCCUAAGGGCUGAUCCACACUUACUUUUUGCCCUGUGCCUUCUUGGGCAUGGAUCUGCACUUUCCCUGUCUAAGAGCUUUUUAUUUUCCCCCUACCACUUUCCUCAGGAAAACCUGCUCCUUAAUGCUGAAUCAGAACAAACAGCAAUUCAGGUUUUCCACAGGAUUGUUUUCAGUGGUAAAGGGUGGGUUUUCGCAGGGAAAGUGCUGGGACCAAAAAAAAAAGCACUCAGACAUGGAGAUUUAAAGCACAGACCUGUGCCUAGAAACGUGACACAAAAGGAAGUCUGGAUGAACUCUGAAUUCCACCUGGUCCCCCAACGCUUAUUGGUGAAAAUACCAGGACUGUCACCAAGAUUAAAGGAAACUCUGAUGAUGAGCUAUAUGAGUUUUAGCCAAUUAAUAAAUUUAGAUUUGCACAAAUUUGAAUAUAGGUAAAGCAGUACCUUCUGAAGGGGAUUUUUUUAUAUACAUCAGAUACGUUUGUAUCACAGCAGGUAUUUUAGAAGAGAGAUUUUCACAUGCAUACUAUGUGAAUAUGUGCAAUAAAAGUGGAAAUGCCUCUUUCAAGUGUGUUUGCAAUAUGCAGUUGUUAAGGAUACCUGCAUUAAAACUAAUACCUUUUUUGGGGGAUGGGAUCUGCUAUCUGAUUAAUCAAAGCACCUUUUUAAACCAAGCAGAGAUUUUUAUUAAAUGAUUAAUGUAAUUGUUUAUUGAUUAAACAUUGUAGUGCUUAGGAAGAAAUUCAUUGCUAAUGUGACUGAUCUGCCUACAGUUCCCUCCAUUUAUCUGAAAUGGGUAGCAGGGCGUAUUUUGAAUCCAUCCCUGAUAUCCUUGCAAUUCAAUGCAUAUCUACCUAGAAGCAAGUCUCACUUAGUUCAAUGAAUGCUGGUUAGUGUUGUCCGUUUUUCAGCCAAACCUGCAUAGGUGCCCCUUUAACUGCUGUUUGUUCUGCAACCAUUAGCAAUUGAUCAUGCAUCGAUGUUUGCCAAAAAAGCUUCACCUGCUGUUUUCUGUUUAUAAAAUUUCUGUUAAUGGGCCAGAGGGUCCUUCUACACCCACCUCACCUCCGCUGAUACUCAAUUCUAGCUACUAAUGUAAGAUUACUGAGGAAUAGGGUCAUGAGAGACUGAGAAAGCUAUUCCUGAAGUUCAGGAGUAGCCUACUCAAAAAUACUUUCAAGGAGUCUUGUGACAUCUUAAAGACUAACAAAUGUCACUGAGCUCGAGUCCAUGAAAGCUUAUGCCAUAAUAAAUUUGUUGGAAUUUAAGGGACUACAAGACUCUUAAAUUGUUUUUGCUGCAAGAGAUAAUAUAGCUACCCCUCUGGAAUUUAUAACAAAAUACUUCGGGACUUCAAACAGAAUCCAUCAGUAAAGGUUAUGUUUACUGUACUCACAAUUACAAUGCAAGAACCCAAGUGCGCUGUUCAGCUAAAUGUAUUUUGUGUUUAACAAGGUAGCAAAUUGUAAUUCCCAACCUCUAUUUAGUCUUUUGUCCUCUCAUAGUCAGUGUUAGGCUUCAAUCAGCUAAACAAACAAACGUACCCCAAAACUUUGUUCUUUUUUUUCUUCAGGUCUUAAUUAGAGCCUCAGGCUUUACUCAGUUAAUCAACUAAAUGUUUGGUUGAUUAAUGUGGGGACUAGUAUUAAUUGGUGGAGCUGACAGUAAAGUGCACAAUCAUAUUUUGAUCCCAAUUGGCUACUGUAAUAGUGAGUAAAAAAGAAAACACUCCUUUUGUUCUACCAAAAUGUGUAACAGAGGGAGUUUUAGCAGAAUUAGCUGUUUGUAUUCUUGCAAGGGAAACUGUCCCUGGUGAAAUUUUUUUAAUAUCUGCCAUCUGAUUAAAAUAAAUCUUUGUUAUUAUUCAUAGGAGUUUUAGUUCAUUAAUCCAUCAAUCAAAUAUUUACAUGUAGGAAAACCAACAGAGCCAAACUUGUCACAGAAGGUAUCACCUUGGAAAAGGCAUUUUCCCUUUCUCAUAAAGGAGGGAAUGCAAAUGCUAAAAUGGUGCUUACUUUUGGCAGUCUCUCUCUAGAUUUACAUUAAAGCUAAUUUCUAAAAAAUUAAAAUAUGAUGCUGAAUAGAACAGUGCUUUUGAUCAACAAAUAUUUGCACCUGAUUACCACAGGUGGAGUUCAGGGUGUCAUAGUGGACAAUUUUUGCUUUAAUUGGGUAAAGGUCUACCUAGCCUUGUGUGUGCACUAAAGAAAAUAUCUGCCUCUGUUCACUGUAUUUAACGCCAUUUUCCUUUCUUGGUCCUCCAAGCAAACAUGGAGAAGCAGACAGAGUUGUCCCCUCCCCACACUUGGCACACUUAAGCCAGUCUCAGUGGUCCCAGAUAUGCCAGAGUGCAUUCUGGGAUAUCACCUAGGAGCACAUGUGUGGGCGGAAAUGUCCUUGGCAAAGAGCCACAGCAAUCUUACCACCAGAUUAAAAAGAUGUCUGGACAAGCAUGAAUAAAGCGAUGGUGUUAUUGAAAUACCACUUGGUAAUUUAUCACAUCACAGCCUCAGGAUAAACACGAUGCAUGAAAAGCAGACUUAAGGCCGCAAUCCAUUAACCAGGCACUGUGGAGAGAGAUCACCUGUUCACUUAUAUGAGGCUCCUUUUUGGAGUUAAAUGGGUUUUGGAUUGCUGGAUAAGAGAGAGAGAAGCAAAGGGCCAGAGGGGAGAAAGCCUAUUGUUCAUAAGCAAUUGCUAAUUAAUCCCAGUGUAUGUAAAUUAAAAAAGGAAGGGAAACCAUUGCUCUGAUGUUCUUGCUUACUAGCUGAAGUAUAAAGAGUGCUAUGGCACCCCAGAGCCUAACAGUACAAUCCUAACCACAUCCACUCAGAAUUAAGUCCUGUUGAGGACUUGGGCUUACUUCCAAGAAAGUGGAGUUAGAAUUGGAGCACAACUAGUUUACUGUGGCGAUUGCCUUUUUCAUCAGCAGGCUAGUAGUUUUCCGAUGUCUUGCCCUGAAAAUAGCCCUUUCCAUGUCACCUGUUUCCCCCUAGAAGUUCCUGUGCAUUGGCCACAGAACCUCUCUGUGUCGCAGAUGGUUCUGGGGGAUAUCCAAGAACUCCGUAUGCUCCAACUGCUUCUGUUUAUGAUGGACAGCCCCUAUUUUGAGUUAACUGACCUUGGUAAAUCGGUGUCCCUAUUUUUGCCUUGUGUGCAGUGCACAACCUACCAUAUCACUCACUGCAGGUGCUGAGGUAUACUUUGGGUUGUGAUCCAUUACUAGACAGUUUUGUGGUUUCAAAUAUAUCUUUAAUCAAAAUAACAACCACCUUGUGAAGGUCAAGCUAUUGCAGACUAAAGAAAUAAAGCAUGCAACAGACAGAGUCUUCAUUAACAUGCAGUGGAGGGCUCUUUUGAAUGAGGAGUAUGACAAGCAUGUUCCUGUUUUCAUCUGUGAAAUGCUUGGCACCCAAUCAGUUCAAACUGGACAUCAGCUGGGGCUGUUAAGCCAAUCUGUUGCCCCCAUGCAAAUAGUACCCUUCUAGAGUGCUUACAGCAUCUUUCGUAUGUUUGCAGUUAAGAGAUUAGACCAGCUGUUCAUCUGGGAUUUUAAUCUACAAACACAUUUUUAUAAAUACUCAAUGUACUGUUCAUUUGCAUACACUUAUUAAGCCCUAAGUAUGUGAAUAUUAACUGACGUAUGCUUUUAAAUCAAAUAUAACACUCAAGGCAAGACCACUGCUGAUUUACUUAUAGACAUUAAUAAAUCUCAAUGCGCACAAACUGUAACAAAAUGUUGGAGGUGAGGUUUGAGUCAAGGCACACAGCUACAGAAUCUGAUUUCAGUAGCAGGGCUCGUUCCCAGAAUACAUUACAGUAAAAUAAAUAGAAUGUCUGAGCAUGUGCAGAGCAUCAGUUCCACUGAAUAGCUGCACAGUGUUAUGCCAGAUUUAAUAUUGGGGAGCAGAAUUUUUAGGGCAGAUAGUAGGGGGUGAUUUGUGUCCUCGUACCUCUUAGAGAUUAAGUGCUCUUUACAUCCUAAUCCAAAUGUAUGCAAAUUAACAUGGGAAAUAGGCCACUGCUUUGUGCAUCAUUGUUAAUCCAGAUGUCUGCAAAUGGAAAUUUUCUUAUUGCAUAGCACCAAGGCUAAGCGCGCACGCACGCGCACGCACGCACGCGCACGCACGCACGCGCACGCACGCACGCGCACACACACAAUAAAAUAAAAUUAAAACUUGAUAUGAAGAGGGAGAGAGAUCAAGCCGAGGACUGCUGGGUUAAACAUUAUGCUAAUGUAAACGAGGGAGUGGGUCUUCUGUUCAGCAUAGUAAUCAUGUUUCCAAUAGGGUGGUGUAGUCCAUCCUGUGCCUUGCACUAGUCGCCUAUCAUAUUCCCUGUAGCUCAGAAUAUAAUGGAUGUUCCUUCAUGGGAGGGUAGGGGGAGAGAGAGAGCUGUGUUCCCAGCUGGUGGAAAAUUUAGGACAUUGGUAGCCUGACCAGCAUGAGGAGACUGCUGAAUACCAUCUGCACCACAGAAAAAUUCUUAGGCAAGACAGGAUGGGGCUGAUGGGAGUGAGUCACAGAAUCAUAGGGUUUUAUUUUGUUUUAAGCUCGUGUGCUGCUGUUUCCUCAGUGCUGCACACCAUUAUUUUCUGGGUCAGUGCAGCAGAGGAGCAUAUGCCCGCGCUGCCCAGGGCGGGUGAGCUCCCGAGGGGUGUGUGGCAUGGAGGGUGCCCUCCCAGGUGCGGGAUAGCCACUCGGGUGCCCGGAGCAAGCCGUCCAUGGCGGACAUUCAGCACGCUGCCCGCCCACGACUCCCAAGCCUCCCCCAAGCUGUCAAAACGAAGGGGAAAGGGGGGAAUGGCACCGGCAAAGCGGCGCAGCUCCCCCCCCUUACCCCGACGGCUUGGGGUAGGCUUGGGAGUCGUGGGCGGCACGCCGAAUGUUACCCCCCUCAGUGAGGGCACCCGGGGCGGUCUGCCCCCACUGCCCCCCCUUCCUACACCCCAUGGUCUUGAUGUGUCAACAAGGGAGGCCUGUUUGAUUCCUGACCAAUGCUUUGGCCAUUUUCGGGAAGGUGCUACAGCUAAGCGGUAGAGCUCACAGUUUGCACACAUAGCCCCAGGUUCAGUUGCUAGGAUCUCCUGUUAAAGGCACAGCUUUUCUCUUCUUAUUUAACCAUUAUUUCUAGAUUGCCUCCAAACAAAAACAUCUACAAGAUGCUGUAUGUUACUGGCUUUCAUUAUAUUCCACCUUUCCUCUAAGGUGGUCAAGGCAGCAGUCAAGCCACCCUCAUUUUCUUCAUCACCACCAUCAUCAUCAUCACAAAGUAGGGCUGUGCUGACUAAUAGUCACUGGCCCAAGGUGAACUCAUUCUUGAACUGGGAUUUGAGGCUUCCCCCACGCCAAGUCCCAACAAUAGUACCUUACUGAGGACAUUGCUAAAUAAUUUUGCAGCUCGUUCAGAUAGAUUGGGAAUCAAGCAAGCCAGCAAGCAGCAGUGAAAAUGAUGUGACAGAGAUAAGCACCGCUGGAGUCUACUGUCCCAAAUCAGGAUAAGCGUAGCAGGAGAUCACCUGCCUGUUUUAACAAAAAAUUAAUUACAAGCCAAGUAAUAAUAAAUAAAAUAUGCAAGCAGGCUUGUUAGUUAAUAAUAAUAAUAAUAAUAAUAAUGCCACAUUUAUUAAACAACAGCACUAUCCAGUCAUAAUUAAGUAAUAAUACAGCAAUGAAAAUUAUAGCUGUAGUUUAAAAACAGCUUAGAAUGAUUGAGGCAGAAGCCUGCUCUGUCAUUAAACAUGACAUACUAAUGGCCCUCCACUUCCUCUCUGAAGGCUGCACAGAGAAUCAUUCCCCACCACUUUUAUCCUCAUAAACAACACAGUGAGUUAGGUUAGGCACAGAGAUAGUGCCGCCUAGUGAAUUCCGUGGUUAAGUGGGGAUUUGAACCCAGGUCUCUCUCAUCUACGGCAAGCGUCCUAACCAUGACAUCAUGCAGAUUUACCUCUUAGUGGUAGUGCGUUAGAAGCUAAAAGCUAAAAAAGCAGGACUCCUGAGGGAGGGAAACCCAAUGUAUCAGGACAGGUGAGUCUGGGCACCAGGAGUCCUGAGCUCAGGUUGGGAGAUGGGCAAGAGAGGGGUGAGGGGUGGGAGAGGGGUGUUUCACAGCUGUGCCUUCCUCUACUUCAUCACAUGCCCAUCUUCAGUGCCUCCUCCUCACACAUCCUCUGUCUGUUUCUCCUACCCCCUUUUCAUUUCCAUCCAUUGCUCCUACCCCCUAUCCUUCCCCCUCUACCCCACUGCCCACCAAACCCGGGCCCCAUAGGCGCCCGCCGCCUGCCGCAGCCAGCAUCAGACUCCUCUGCCACCUCCUGGUACCUGCAUGACUACAAUGCCAACGCGGCCCCCUGGAAGCAUGAGUAG
Messenger RNA from Podarcis lilfordi (Lilford's wall lizard), 34241 nucleotides. The record is from the annotation of a GenBank genome assembly. Lineage: Eukaryota; Metazoa; Chordata; Lepidosauria; Squamata; Lacertidae.